Messenger RNA from Strongylocentrotus purpuratus (purple sea urchin), 1389 nucleotides. RefSeq names its product locomotion-related protein Hikaru genki. The record is from RefSeq and is a predicted model, not a curated record. The coding region runs from base 1 to 1113 and encodes 370 amino acids. NCBI's taxonomy places the organism in Eukaryota, Metazoa, Echinodermata, Echinoidea, Camarodonta, Strongylocentrotidae. The transcript has 9 exons.
AUGGUGCAAUUCGCCCACCGAAUCAAAUCCCCCGCCAUGAGAAAGAAACCUUGUUUAGUCCCAAGGAACAGAGGACCGGUUCGCCAGUUUGUGAAUGGUGAUGCGAGGAGGCCAAUAAGUAGCUACUAUACCCCUCCCACCUUACCCGAUGGCACCAAACUAGUUGUUAGAUGUAGAGACCCUGGAAUGUAUAGAUUGAUUGGUGAUCAAAGACGAAUUUGCCAAGGGGGACAGUGGACCGGGGACGAACCAGAAUGCCAACCCGUUGAAACACAAGUCUUGUUCUACGGCGCACCGCAUGAGGUUGCUAGUAAUGGGACAGUCGUGGUUUACGUGCAUCGUGGAAAUCCUAAUUAUCUUGAUGUAGUCUGCUUUAUCACAAGUCUGUGGUUAGGACCUCCUCGACUGACAACUCCUCUUGUGAAUGACGGAGACCUAUGGGAUUGGCCCAGGUUGUAUACUGAUACAAAACGGUUGAAUCCUAUCUCUACUGAUUUCUCUGGCAUGUAUACAUGCAAUGGGUCGUCAUCAUUUCACAGCGUACAUGUGCUGUUUAAAGCUGCUGAAUGCGACGUCCCUGCGGCUCCAGAGCACGGGAGGUUACUAGAUGGUUCCAGACAGCAGGCUCGAGAUAUCUUUCCAGCUGGUGCAACGGUUUCAUUCGAAUGUGAAGAUGACUACAGCUUGGUGGGAUCUAGGCAAAUCACAUGUGAGAAGGGUCAAUGGUUGGAUGAUCCUCCCGUAUGUACAGUCCUCCCUUCUUCCGGUGCUGUCAUUCGAGGUAUCGUCGAGACAACCGAGAACUACACCGCAGCAUUAGAGGAUACCACAUCUUUGGCCUACAAGAAAUUUGAAAAAAAAUUCAUUGAUGCGAUUAUGCGUUUCUAUGCGCAGAACCACCCAGAAUACAUAGCAUACCAUGAAGACACGAAAGUGACUGAUUUUGAAAAAUCCGGGAGAAAAGCUAUCGUUCACUUUGAAGUCCACUUCUCCCAAUUGGAUAACGAUAGCAUAUUGCCAGAUGCACACACGGUACUACUGGAUCAAGUGAAUACUGGCCAGUUGGGCCCAUUUUCUAUUACCAUGGGCACUGUUACAAAAACAGAAACCUAAGUUGGCUCUGCAAGCCACUUGUGCCAACAGUUUUCAUGUUUAGCAGCUUACGACUUCAACUAGUAAAGCCGCCGAUCAAGGAUAACAGAUGAGGUGUCGAGGCUCUCACUUGUUCAAGAUUUGACAAGCUACAUAAAAAAUAUGUCAAGUAACAAGUCCCAAACUGAAGUACCGAUGGGAAGUGAUUUAAAGCAUUCUAAUCAAGAUGUAAUGGCGAUAUCCCCUGGCUAUUCUGUGAUUCCAUACAAGAUACUAUAAACUGUAUUAGGGGAGCAA